UUAAGGAAAUUCUGUAAAACACUUCUAGAUAUUAAGUAUCUGUACAGCACCUGUGUGCAGUGUUCUGUGUGCAUUCAUCACUCCUGUCAGAAAAGGUAAUGACAUUAGAUCUGUAGGUUUCAAUUCCACUUAUUUUCCAGAAGCAGCAGACAGUGGUGAUAAACAGCAGAGAGGAUCUGUGUGAGCAGUCAUGGACGGGAGUCUGUUUGUGCUGCUUCUGCUGUCAGGGCUCUUCUGGAGCAGUUCUGCUCUUUCUCGUCCGUACCACUAUAUAAAUGUGAGAAUGUCGUGGCCAGAGGCUCAGAGUUACUGCAGAUCGAAGUACACUGAUCUGGCUACUGUAGACAGCAUGGAUGAUGUGAACAGGCUGGUGAAUAUAGUGGAUGCUGGAUACAGUGGAUCAGUGUGGAUUGGACUGAAGAGGGGGACACAGAAACGCUGGGGUUGGUCUAACGGUGAAAACACAACUUCUCAGUACUAUAACUGGGAUUCAGGACAGCCAAAUGGGGAUGAAGAUUGUGUAUCUACUUAUGCCGGUGUUUGGCAUGAUAUGUUAUGUAGCGAUGAGCGAUAUUUUGUGUGCUACGAAAAUUCUGGAUACAUAUUGAUACAGAGCACAAAAAACUGGACUGAUGCUCAGAGCUACUGCAGACAGAAUUACACAGACCUGCCCACCAUCCACAACUCUGAGCAAAAUAACCAGAUAAAUCAGAUUCUUUUAUCUGAAAAUUACAUCUGGAUCGGUCUGUUUCUGGACUCUUGGGAAUGGUCUGACAAAUGGAGUCUCUUCUUCAGACACUGGGCAGCAGGUCAACCAUCCAUGAGUUCAGGAUCUGGUGACUGUGUUGGCAUGUCAACAGCUGAUUCUGGGAAAUGGGCUCAAUACAGCUGUGAUCUACAGCAGCCUUUUAUCUGCCAUGGAGACAAGUUGAAUAGAAAGCAGAUUGUCAGACUGAAAUUGUCCUGUAAUGAAUGCACACUGAAUGACCCUUCACUACAGACGUCCAUUCUUCAUGAGAUAAGUGAAAAGCUGAAGAGCAUGGGGUUGGAAAGUGAGAGCAAAUUAAGCUGGAGAAAGAGAGAAGAUGAAGAGGUGUUUGAUCAGGAGAGUAACUAUAUGGCCAACUCAAAUAAUGAAUGUAAAAAACAGUAAUUUUCAGUGUCCCUCUAAAGUAAAGUAAGUCUUUAAAACAGACUUAAAAAAAAUAUAUAAAGUAAAAGUCUGAACUAUAUUUUUUAGAGGAACUUCUUUAAAGAUUUCUUUAGACUCUUCCUUUACUAAAUCUACAAUUUAAUUCUAUAGUUUUAAAUGUAAAUGUUUCUGUAAAAUCAUUAAACGUGUACUUAAGUUAAAAAAAGGCCUUUAAUAUGUAAUCUGA
Cyprinus carpio (common carp) is the source of this 1379-nucleotide messenger RNA. RefSeq names its product C-type mannose receptor 2-like. The transcript has 5 exons. Bases 191 to 1153 code for a protein of 320 amino acids. Lineage: Eukaryota; Metazoa; Chordata; Actinopteri; Cypriniformes; Cyprinidae. The record is from RefSeq and is a predicted model, not a curated record.